CUCUUUCAUGUAAAAACCCACUCUAGUACUUUUUUAUUCGCAUCUCCUGGAACUCUCCCUUUUUUGGUUUAAAAAGCAAAACACUGAGAAAAAGAAGAAAAAAUCUCUUCGCAUUCCACUGUUUAGUUUAAAACUAAACAAAAGUUCGCUUCAACUUCCAACUCAUUUGCCUUUGUUUUUUUUUUUUUUUUCUACUUUACCAAUUUCUACAGAGAAAAUGAGAGUCGAGUUGAAAACCAGACUUUUUACGUUACUUUUGACGCUGCUUUGUAUGUGUAAAGGUUCGUUUGGUGGGUUACUUGCUGAACCGGCGGAGCCAUUGAAGCCAGGUGAUUACGCUUCUAACACUGUUCCAGCUUUUCCGGUUCAGACCGAGUCACAGAUAUGUCGGUUGGAUUUGUCCGACGAGCUAUUUGGUGGAGUGAGCGCGGCGUGCGGACAGAACCUGGACCGGAGCCGUUGCUGUCCUGUACUGGCGGCUUGGUUAUUCGCAGCUCACGCGCGUUCAGCUUUGCAAGUUUCAGGGGCGGCUGCACCAGCAAGCUCCGACUUGCCGAUGAUGCCGGAUGACUCGCAGAAAUGCGUUAAUACGCUUCAGAAUUCUCUUCAGAGCCGUAACAUCCAUCUCCCGCAACCUAAUGGUACAUGCGAUGCCGUUUUGUGUUUCUGUGGUAUUCGUCUUCAUCAGAUUACCUCCCUUAGUUGUCCGGCGGCGUUCAACCUCACCGGCUCGAAGAAUGCAACUCCGACCGCCGCCGUCAGAAAUCUCGAGAGGAAUUGUCGGAACUCUUCUUAUUCCGGUUGUACCCGGUGUCUCGGUGCUUUACAAAAGCUUAACGGUGACGGUGGAAAAAAUCGAACACACAAAAUGGAUGUAACCGGUGGGGAUAGAGUGAGCAAGAUGCUAAGCAGAGACUGUCAGUUGAUGGGAUUGACAUGGUUACUGGCACGCAACAAGACGGCGUACAUACCGACGGUUUCUGCUGUAUUGCGCGCUAUCAUGUACAGUGCGCACCCACCGCAUGAGUCCAAGUGUAGCCCGGACCAGGAGAACAUGCCACUAGCCGUCGAUUCACUACAGUUUGAAAAAAAUGAUUCAUCUUCACCGUUCGUUGGUGUUUCUGGUUUUGCUAUUUUGUUUACUUUUUUGCCCCUAAUCAUUCUACUGAAUUAGAGAAGAAGAAAUCACUCUGUUAUUUUGCUCAUGUGAUGUGAUUUUGGGGGAUUCACGUGAAAUGUUUGCUGACAAAAUCGGAAGAGGGGUGAAAAAGGGGUUAUUUUGUCUUUUUGCUCCACUGUAAAUUCAGGUUAUUAUUUGCAAGACAAUCUCUUUUUAACAACU
Messenger RNA from Solanum verrucosum, 1342 nucleotides. RefSeq lists its product as uncharacterized. NCBI's taxonomy places the organism in Eukaryota, Viridiplantae, Streptophyta, Magnoliopsida, Solanales, Solanaceae. The record is from RefSeq and is a predicted model, not a curated record. The transcript is spliced from 2 exons. The coding region runs from base 218 to 1174 and encodes 318 amino acids.